ACUAGGCAGCAGAGUGCGCAGGCGCAGACGGAGCCGGGCGGAAGACUGCGCAAGCGCAGUGGGAAGCCGGGCGGCAGGCGGUAGAGUGCGCAGGCGCGGGGGAGCGAGGGGACGACGGCAUGGCGUCGAGGGCCAAGCGUCGAGCCUUGGGUGGGCGAGCUCCGGGGGAGGUGGCGCCCCCGGGGGGUGGGGAGGGGGACGGCCGGGAGGAGAGGGAGGAGGAGGAGGACGGUGGGGACACCGACGACGACGACGACGAAGAAGAAGAAGACGACGAAGACGAGGAAGAAAUCGAUGAGGAGGUGAAUGUGGAAUUUGAGGCUCAUUCGAUCUCAGCUCAGGAUUACAACGGGAUAAAGAAAUUACUGCAGCAGCUGUUUCUGAAAGCCGCGGUGGACAUCGCCGAGCUGACCGGCCUCUUAGUCCAGCAGAGUCACAUCGGGAGCAUCAUCAAGCAAACAGAUGUCGCAGAAGAAAGUGAGGACGAGGAGGAUGCUGAUGAGGAAGAGGAGAUCUUUGGCUUCAUAAGUCUCCUGAAUUUAACGGAGAGAAAGGGGACGCCGUGCGUGGAGCAGAUCAAAGCGCUGCUGCUGGACCUGGGCCGAAAGAGCGGCGAGCGGCAGGCGGCCAAACAGCUCCGCGACUUCCUGGAGGACGCCUCCCGGCCCGUGGGGCUCAUCCUCAGCGAGCGCUUCCUCAACGUGCCCCCCCAGGUCGCCCUGCCCCUCCACCUGCAGCUCCAGAAAGAGCUGGCGGAGACGCAGAGGACGAAGAAGCCGGGCGGGAAGUGCGCGUAUUUCCUCCUCAUCAGCAAGACGUCCGUGGCCCUGGCCGGUGGCGUCCAGCACAGCGGUCCCCGCCGGCCCCCGGACCUCAUGUUCGCCAACGCGGAGGAGGAGUUCUUCUACGAGAAAGCCGUCCUGAAGUUCAGCUGCUCGGUGCAGGAGGAGAGCGACUCGUGCCUGGGCGGCAGGUGGUCCUUCGCCGACGAGCCCAUGACGCCCACGCGGACGGUGGUGCUCGUCCCCGCGGACAGGAUGGACGCCGUCAUGGACAAGCUGAAGGAAUAUCUGGCCGUCUGAGCCGCGGGGCCGGCGGCCGGGGCUCCGGGAGCGACGCCCAUCUCAUUCCCAUCCCAGGGAGGGAACAACCGGUCGGGCGCCGGCCGCGACGAAAU
Tachyglossus aculeatus (Australian echidna) is the source of this 1177-nucleotide messenger RNA. It is a transcript of the gene BCCIP, whose product is annotated as BRCA2 and CDKN1A interacting protein. Gene Ontology annotation, cellular component: nucleus. Lineage: Eukaryota; Metazoa; Chordata; Mammalia; Monotremata; Tachyglossidae. The transcript has 7 exons. The record is from RefSeq and is a predicted model, not a curated record. The coding region runs from base 120 to 1082 and encodes 320 amino acids.